GCGACCAAGAUCCAGACGGAUCUCUGAGUCAGCCUGCAGGCCAGUCAGUCAGGGCGGCAACACAGAACUGCAUCCAAAUACUAAACACAAUCGAUAGCGUGGAGCACCGACACUGAGCGAACACUGGAGACACUCCGUGCAGGUUGGUUAUUUGAACAGAAAUAACAAGAGAAACAACCUAAUUGCAGUGAAGGUAAAAACUAAAAGACAUAGAAAAGGAGCGAAAGCAGUUGAAAUCCUCAAGUGCCUUUUUCAGCACCUUGGACAGAGCUCAGAUCAACAUGGCUCCCAUUGUGACAGGGGAAGCUCAGUUUGCCACGGUUCCUGCUGCCGUAGGUAUCAUAAGUGCAUUCGGUCUGGUCUUCACCGUGUCCUUGUUUGCAUGGAUCUGCUGCCAGCGCAAAUCUGCAAAAACCAACAAAACUCCCUCUUACAAGUUUGUGCAUAUGCUCAAGGGCGUGGACAUUUACCCAGAAAACCUGAACAACAAAAAGAAGUUCGGGGCGGACGAGAAAACAGAACUGAACACCAAAAAUGCCGCGUCCCCCAUCGGUACCAAGAACGCAUUACACUUGGAACUGGACAAGCGAGACCUGAACGGGAACUUCACCCAGCCCCAUCACAAGGUUCGGAGCUCGCCCGACCUGGACAUCCCUUCGCCCCAGAAAUACUUUGUGGAGGAGGGUAAGGAGCUGGUUUCUCCCGAGUGUUUGCUAUCAAAUAAAGCGCCUUCCUCGACCGAGAAAACAGAAAAGAAAGCCAAACUUGGGACACUCUUCUUUUCUUUAGAAUACAACUUCGAGAAGAAAGCCUUCGUCGUCAACAUCAAGGAAGCGCACGGACUCUCCGCCAUGGACGAGCAGUCUAUGACCUCCGACCCCUAUGUGAAAAUGACCAUCUUGCCGGACAAAAAACACAAGGUCAAAACCCGGGUCUUGAGGAAGACUUUGGACCCCACCUUUGAUGAAACCUUUUCUUUUUAUGGCAUCCUUUACAGUCAAGUGGAAAACCUGGCCCUCCACUUCAUUGUGCUUAGUUUCGACAGGUUUUCCCGGGAUGAUGUGAUCGGGGAGGUCCUGGUACCACUGUCUGGGAUCGAUCUGUCACAAGGUCGGAUUCUGAUGAACCGGGAGAUCAGCAAACGCAACGUCAGGAAAGCUGUUGGCCGCGGAGAGUUGCUGGUGUCCCUGUGUUAUCAAUCCACCACGAACACUCUGACCGUGGUGGUGCUGAAAGCGCGUCACCUUCAGAAGUCGGAAUCUUCUGAACUCUCAGACCCAUAUGUGAAGGUGAACCUGUACCAAGGCAACAAGCGCGUCUGCAAGAAGAAGACCCACGUGAAGAAGUGCUCCCUGAACCCCGUAUUUAACGAGCUGUUCGUCUUCGACAUCCCCUCAGAGGGGGAACUGAAGGAUACCAAGGUGGAGCUGCUUCUGCUCGACUCCGGACGGCUGUCACGCAACGACGUCAUCGGGCAGCUGCUGCUGUGCGCCACUGCGGAGGGCACUGUGGGCGAGCACUGGAGGGAGAUCUGUGAGCACCCGCGGAGACAGAUCGCCAAGUGGCACAUCCUUAGUGAGGGCUAGUGUUCCCCCAGCGGACCGUCCAGGGCAGGACUACCGUGUGCAAAGCGUGAUUAAAUAAUUAAUUAAUUAAUUAAUCAAUUAAUGAAUCAGCCAAUUAAUUUACUAAUUAAUUAAUGAAUUAAUUAAUUAAUCAAUCCAUCAAAUGAUUGGGUUCAGUUCAGUGAGGAACUGUCUGCACAUCUGACCAUCAACAAUCCAAAGACAGUAGAUGAAUUCUCAAAAUACGAAGAAAAAAAAAACAACCAUGCUUUUCAUCUACCACAGCAUUACCUUGUACAGCUGUUUGUCUGACUAUUAUAUUGUGAACUGUUAUUAACAGAAGAAUACUUCUAUAUUAUGAUGUUGUUAUUGCGUGCAUUUUUUAAAAUCAAUGCAAUCAUUUAUUUAUUUUGUAUUUGUAUCUAUUUAUUUAUUUAUCUAUCUUAUUUUUGUAGGCACAAUGCUAUUUCAUAUGCCAUGCCAAUUGGAGCACAGCCUAAAUAGGCAAUUGAAUGAUGUUGGUUAUUGAGACAAGAAGCAAGGUUGCCUGUCUUGUAGUGUAUGAUACUCAGAAAAGGUUUGGUCAGCCAGACUGUAAGGAACAGGGAAGCCUGACACUGUGCAUAUAUACAACCUGUUAUAAAUCACCUGACAUCUUGGGAACAUGACAAGUUUUAUUUCAUAUGGUCAAGCAGAUGAGGUAUUAAUGGCAAAACACUGUCUUGGUAUAUUGUUACACUUGUUUGGUAAGGGAAAGGAGGGGUGUUAUGAAUUGAUGUAUUGGCCUGUACACAGGGACCAGAUGGCACAUAGUUUUAUCACUAGUAAAACAAAUACUAAAUUAGCUGGUAAAGAUCAUAUAGAAUAGUUUGUUUCUCAUAAGAUACACUUCCAGAAAAAAAUCGUGCUAUUCAUGUAUUUAUUUAUUUAUUUAUUUAUUUAUUUUUGGUUCUACAAAGAGCCAUUGUAAUAUUUCCAUAAUGGGUUAUAUAAAAUGGUAGGUAUUAUUUAUUGUAUAUAUUUUUUAUAUUAUUUACUCUCGUCCAUAUCAAGGAGGGGGCUUUGUCUUCCCCAUCUUUAGGAGUAAAUGUUGAAUUACUUGUUUUGUUUUUUUCUUUAAAUGUCCAAGCAAAUGACCAAGUUGUUAAGGAUGUGUGGUUUUUAGCCCUUUCGCUCUGCUGUUAUUGUUUUUCAGGUGUCCAUAUUUAGUGUUUCAGGGAGAUCAAACUGAUUACAGAUUUCAAAUGGGAAAUAUAAAUUAAUAUCAAUUUGUAGAUAUGUAAAAUUCAGUAAAAUUCCUAAAGCAAUUUUUUUUUUUAAUAUCACUACUAUCACUCUGGAAGAUUUAAACAGUUUUCCAAUCAGUGUUCUUUGUCCUGUCUCAACUGAAAGACCUGAAUAAGCACAGCAGUACUUGCCGUGAAAGUCAUGUCAUUGCAUCAUCUGAAUUGUCUCACCGGUGUUGUGCUAUGUCUUGUCCUAGCAGCAAAAACAAAUGUGCAUUAAUGCAAACACAUCAUGUCUGGUGCAGUUUUCCCCUGAUAAAAUUAAGGGAAUAAAGGUCAAAGACAAAA
Molecule: messenger RNA, 3139 nt
Organism: Polyodon spathula (Mississippi paddlefish)
Lineage: Eukaryota; Metazoa; Chordata; Actinopteri; Acipenseriformes; Polyodontidae
Product: synaptotagmin-4-like
Exons: 4
Coding region: 282-1586 (434 amino acids)
Biological process (GO): regulation of dopamine secretion; cellular response to calcium ion; calcium-ion regulated exocytosis
Cellular component (GO): membrane; axon; synapse
Molecular function (GO): phosphatidylserine binding; SNARE binding; clathrin binding
Source: RefSeq, a predicted model, not a curated record